AUGAUGGACAACUUCAGUCUCGACGACCUGAAAGAUACACCUUUCGCGGAACUCGCUGCCCUUGUAUCGAAAAUCAAGGCUGAUGGACCCAACCGGUUUUGUGUUGAUUUUCUCCGGCUUCUUUACUUCGGAAGCCUUAGACAUGGCACAGCCUUUACAAAAGACGGUGAAGCCCUUGAACUUAAGCAGAUUGGGCAACACAUCCCAGGCAUUGGUGGCCUUUACUUCUUGCCACGUUUGGCUGCACUUCAAAUCGGUCAAGUGCUGUUUGUCGUGCUGCGAGAGCUGGAAACAAUUCAAAUAUUUUUCAAACAAGCUAUGAAAUACUGGAUGGACUUUGUCAAGAAGGACGUAAAUCGCCGGAAGGAUGAGCACGGCUGUGACAGUCAGAGGACGGAGAAGUCGGGAGAAUGGCUCGACGCAUUGGAAAAGGACGUGGGAUUUUAG
This is a messenger RNA of Verticillium dahliae VdLs.17, 447 nucleotides long. RefSeq lists its product as uncharacterized. The coding region runs from base 1 to 447 and encodes 148 amino acids. The record is from RefSeq and is a predicted model, not a curated record. The transcript has 3 exons. Lineage: Eukaryota; Fungi; Ascomycota; Sordariomycetes; Glomerellales; Plectosphaerellaceae.